CGUGAAGCGCAAAAGAAAAAUCCUACUUUGAACACUAGUUAGUGAAAUUACUCCAUUAAAAGUUCCUUGUUUGAAACAGAACUUUUCCUUAGCCCUAGAGGAGAAUACAAUUUCACCUGGAAAUUGACUUAUAUAGUCAAUUUAAAACAAACCAGCUAAUUUGCAAAAUAAUGUGCACAAACGUUGCAAGAGCCACCUUCAAAGAAUCGCCAUUUCCAAAUUGAUUCUUAGCCGCACAGCCGCAUGUGACAUGGUGAAAUGUUCCACAUUAGUUGGCAAAUCCUACCCUAGCUUACAUAAAAUUAUAAUUAAAAAGCCAUUUAAGAAAUCCAAUCAUUACAUAACGCAUACAUCUUCCAACUGCAAGAUACUAUGUGGUUGGACGCCGGCCUAGUCUGUUAGCCAGCCACUUUCGCUCACAUCGAAGAAUGAUUCUUCAGUGGUUGAUAGUACUGCUAGUCAGUGUCUGUAGCUUAGUGGCUCUUAAAUUGCCCAACUACAUCACGCCCUGUUCGAGAUCUGAUCCAAACCACAAUGCGUGCACACUGGCAAGUGCACGGGCUGCUGUGCCCAAAUUUUUAAAAGGAGACCGGAAAAUCGGCCUGCCAUCCCUCCUGCCCCUUAAAUACCCUCAAUCCAGCGUUCUCAAUGGAAACAGCCUGAAGGUGACGCUGAAUAAUCUCACUGUUUACGGAUUGGACAAUAUCGACAUCAAAGAACUACAGUUUGACUAUGAGGCGCGAAAGGUGAAAUUCAAGUCAUUCAACAAGCAGCUGGAUAUUAAAGCCAACUAUACCAUAGAUGGACGGAUUUUGUUUAUUCCCCUGCAAGGAAGUGGACCGUGUAAAUUCGAAUUUAUUAACGGCACUUACGAGUACAACUAUGAGUAUGGCAUCGAGACUAGGAACGGCAAAAAGUACGCGAAAAUCAUUAGCGCCCGAUCGACUUGCAAGUACGACGUGGAAAAGGCCAUUUUCAACUUGCAGAACUUGUUCAAUGGAAACGAAAUGCUUGGCGAGCAAACUAAUCGACUGAUCAACGAAAACUGGAUGCUCUUGAAUGAGGAAUUGAGACCGUCGAUCAACGAUCUUCUGACGGGGGUGCACGAAAUCGUUACCAACGUUUUCUAUCAGAAUAUUCCUUUGGAUGAGCUGAUUUUGCCCUGAAAAUUUGUGUUAUUAGCAUGUAGAAGCUAUUUUUUUAAUAAAAAAAAAUCUUGUAUUUG
Dendroctonus ponderosae (mountain pine beetle) is the source of this 1225-nucleotide messenger RNA. Its product is annotated as circadian clock-controlled protein daywake. The transcript has 6 exons. The coding region runs from base 429 to 1166 and encodes 245 amino acids. NCBI's taxonomy places the organism in Eukaryota, Metazoa, Arthropoda, Insecta, Coleoptera, Curculionidae. The record is from RefSeq and is a predicted model, not a curated record.